AUGGACACUUCAUCCAAAGAAAAUACACAGUUAUUCUGCAAAAGUUCAAUGCGACCUGUUGGGCGACCUUCCUUAACGACAGAAUAUUCUUCCUCAAAGGAGAAACAACAAUGCUGUGGUGAACUGAAGGUAUUUUUGGGUGCCUUGUCUUUCGUUUACUUUGCCAAAGCAUUGGCAGAAGGCUAUCUGAAGAGCACCAUCACUCAGAUAGAGAGAAGGUUUGAUAUACCCUCUUCACUGGUGGGAGUUAUUGAUGGUAGUUUUGAAAUUGGGAAUCUCUUAGUUAUAACAUUUGUUAGCUACUUUGGAGCCAAACUUCACAGGCCAAAAAUAAUCGGAACAGGGUGCCUAAUCAUGGGAGUUGGAACACUGCUCAUUGCAAUGCCUCAGUUCUUCAUGCGGCAGUACAGAUAUGAAAAGUAUUCUCCUCUCUCUAAUUCCACUCUCAGCAUCUCUCCAUGUCUCCUGGAGUCAGACAAUCAAUUACCUAUCUCAAUUACAGAAAAAUCACAACCCAAAAGAAGUGAUGAAUGUGAAAUUGAUGCCAGUUCUUCCAUGUGGGUUUAUGUUUUCCUGGGGAACCUUCUUCGCGGAAUUGGGGAAACUCCUAUUCAGCCUCUAGGCAUCGCCUACCUUGAUGAUUUUGCCAGUGAAGACAAUUCUGCUUUCUAUAUUGGGUGUGUGCAGACGGUUGCAAUUAUAGGACCAAUCUUUGGCUUCCUGCUAGGCUCAUUAUGUGCCAAACUGUAUGUUGACAUUGGCUUUGUAAACCUGGAUCAUAUAACCAUUACUCCCAAGGAUCCUCAGUGGGUAGGUGCUUGGUGGCUGGGUUAUCUAAUAGCAGGAAUUGUAAGUCUUCUUGCAGCUGUGCCUUUCUGGUGUUUACCAAAGAGUCUACCUAGACCCCGAAGUAGAGAGGAUUCCAAUUCCUCCUCUGAGAAAUCCAAGUUUAUUAUGGAUGAUCAUCCAGACUACCAAACACCCCUUGGAGAAAAGUCAAAAAUAAUGGAAAUGGCAAGAGAUUUUCUUCCAUCACUAAAGAAUCUUUUUGGAAAUCCACUGUACCUGUUGUAUUUGUGUGCAAGCACUGUUCAGUUCAACUCUUUAUUUGGAAUGGUGACCUAUAAACCCAAAUACAUUGAGCAACAGUAUGGGCAGUCAGCCUCCAAGGCCAACUUCGUUAUUGGGCUCAUCAACAUACCUGCAGUGGCCUUUGGAAUAUUCUCUGGGGGAAUAGUUAUGAAAAAGUUCAGAAUCAGUUUGUAUGGAGCUGCAAAACUCUACUUGGGAUCAUCUGUUCUUGGGUACCUCCUAUUCCUUUCCCUGUUUGCACUGGGCUGUGAAAAUUCUGAUGUGGCAGGACUAACUAUUUCCUACCAAGGAACCAAACCUGUCUCUUAUCAUGAACGAGCUCUCUUUUCAGAUUGCAACUCAAAAUGCAAAUGUUCAGAGACAAAGUGGGAACCUGUGUGUGGUGACAAUGGAAUCACAUAUGCAUCACCGUGUCUUGCUGGUUGUCAAGCCUCCACCAGGAGUGGAAAAACUAUUAUGUUUUAUAACUGCACCUGUGUGGGAAUUGCAGCCUCAAAGUCAGGAAAUUCCUCAGGCAUGGUGGGCAGAUGUCAAAAAGACAAUGGAUGUCCCAAAAUGUUUCUCUAUUUCCUUGUAAUUUCAGUCAUCACAUCCUAUACUUUAUCCCUAGGUGCCAUACCUGGAUAUAUAUUGCUUCUGAGGUGCAUUAAGCCACAGCUUAAGUCUUUUGCCCUGGGAAUCUAUACCUUAGCAGUAAGAGUUCUUGCAGGAAUCCCAGCUCCUGUGUAUUUUGGAAUUUUGAUUGACACUUCAUGCCUCAAAUGGGGAUUUAAAAGAUGUGGAAGUAGAGGAUCCUGUAGAUUAUAUGAUUCAAAUGCUUUCAGACACAUAUAUCUGGGAUUAACUGUGAUGCUGGGCACAGUGUCCAUUUUCCUAAGUAUUGCAGUACUUUUCACUUUAAAGAAAAAUUGUGUUUCAAAACAUAGAAGCUUCAGAACCAAGACAGAAGGAACAAUGGUGUCUACAACAAUCAGGAAGGAAAACUGUAUUACAAGUGAUCAUUUGCUACAACCCAACUACUGGCCAGGCAAGGAAACACAGCUUUAGAAAGAUUACGACUUGAAGCCAUGUUUUUCUAAUUUCUGGAAACUCUGUAAACAAAUAGAUUUCAAUCAAAAGGGUUUUAAAAGUGUACUUUUUUUUCCUUUCAAAAGAUGUUUUGGAUUUGACCCUUGGUAUUAGAUCAGAUACCUGAUAACAAAUAUAAUUAAAUACAUAACAGAAAAAUGUAGAUAAUAAAGCUAAUCUAAACCUUUUAAUUAAUCAUUAUUUAUAUAAAUUCCUUAUAUUAUUUACUCAUUCUGUUUAAUUUUACCUUGUGCCCAUUGAUACAGUAGCCAUAUUCCUAGUAGAACAAGUGCCUAAUAAUCUAAUGGCUGAGUAUAAUUUCUAAACUAAGAUACAUGUCAAGGAGAAGAGACUACUGUUAAAAAAUAAAAUUAUAUCUUGACCUCCUUUAAGUAUGACAAUAAUGAAGAUGUUAGGAUAAAGUCAGAACAUGUAGAGAAAGAUAUUUUUAA
Messenger RNA from Hyaena hyaena (striped hyena), 2612 nucleotides. It is a transcript of the gene SLCO1C1, whose product is annotated as solute carrier organic anion transporter family member 1C1. Gene Ontology annotation, biological process: sodium-independent organic anion transport; transmembrane transport; bile acid and bile salt transport. Lineage: Eukaryota; Metazoa; Chordata; Mammalia; Carnivora; Hyaenidae. The record is from RefSeq and is a predicted model, not a curated record. The transcript has 14 exons. Gene Ontology annotation, cellular component: membrane. Gene Ontology annotation, molecular function: bile acid transmembrane transporter activity; protein binding. Bases 1 to 2139 code for a protein of 712 amino acids.